GCCUGAGCUGAGAGAGCAAAAAAAAGCAUGAGGAGCUGUAGGCAGAGCGGGCGGGGGCACUCCCUGACUCAAAAUUGAGUGACGAGCCAGCGCAGUUUCCUCCAUCCGGCCCCGCUCGCCAUGUGUGUCAUACACUCAGACUCAUGAUUCAUCUCCUGGACUGCUCAAAUGCUCUGGCCACUCCAGAGCUCUUCUCCAUCGCUCACGGCGGGGCUGGUCCAAGCAGCCCCCCGCGCUCAGGGCUCGGAGGAGAAGAUGGGAAAACUCUACGUGGCUGUUGGGAUCCUCAUGCUCUGCGCUGUUGGCGGCUGGGGGGGUAACAUCUGCACCACCCGUGGGGUGAACUCCUGCAAGCAGUGCCUGGCUGUGAGCCCCCUCUGUGCCUGGUGCUCCAUGGAGAUGCAAUCAUCCCCUCGCUGUGACCUGCUUGCCAACCUGCAAAAAAGUUGCAGGCAGGAAUAUAUUGAGUUCCCCACCAGCACCGUAACCAUCCUGGAGGACCAACCCCUCAGUGACAAGGGCUCGGGGAGCUCCACCACCACGCAGAUGAGCCCCCAGAAAAUACAACUGAACCUGCGGCCGGAUGACUCCCAGAUCUUUCAUGUCCAAGUGCGUCAAGUGGAAGACUACCCCGUGGACAUCUACUACCUGAUGGACCUGUCCAACUCCAUGAAGGAUGAUCUGAGGAACAUCCAAUACCUGGGUACCAAGCUGGCCAGCGAGAUGCGCAAGCUCACCAGCAACCUACGCAUCGGCUUUGGAGCCUUUGUGGACAAGCCCAUUUCCCCCUAUAUGUAUAUCUCUCCUCCUCAAGCCAUCGCAAACCCUUGCUAUGAGAUUGGGGAAACCUGCCUGCCCAUGUUUGGCUACAAACAUGUCUUGUCACUCACGGAUGAGGUGACCCGCUUCAAUGAGGAGGUGCAGAAACAAAAUGUCUCACGGAACCGUGACGCGCCUGAGGGCGGCUUCGAUGCCAUCAUCCAGGCCACUGUGUGUGAUGAGAAAAUCGGAUGGAGGAACGAUGCUUCCCACCUACUCGUCUUCACCACGGAUGCCAAGACCCACAUUGCGCUGGAUGGCAGGCUGGCUGGCAUCGUGCAGCCCAACGAUGCCCAGUGCCACAUUGACAAGGAUAACUUCUACUCUGCCUCUACCACACUGGACUAUCCCUCUCUGGGUCUGAUGACUGAGAAACUAUCGCAGAAGAACAUCAACUUGAUCUUUGCUGUGACAGAUACGGUUGUUGGCCUCUACCAGAACUACAGUGAGCUGAUCCCAGGCACCACCGUUGGCACUUUGUCCAGAGACUCCAGCAAUGUCCUGCAGCUCAUAGUGGACUCUUAUGGGAAAAUCCGCUCCAAGGUGGAGCUGGAGGUGCGUGACCUCCCUGAAGAGCUCUCGCUGGCCUUCAAUGCCACCUGCCUCAAUGAUGAGGUCAUCCCUGGGCUCAAGUCUUGCGUGGGGCUCAAGAUCGGGGACACGGUGAGCUUCAGCAUUGAGGCCAAGGUGCGGGGAUGCCCACGGGAGCGGCAGAAAUCCUUCACCAUCAAACCUGUGGGCUUCAAGGACAGCCUGACAGUGGUGGUGAACUUCGACUGUGACUGCUCCUGUGAGAGCCAAGCCAAGGCCAACAGCUCAUUCUGCAGCCAAGGCAAUGGCACGCUGGAGUGCGGCGUGUGCCGCUGCAACCCCGGGCGCCUGGGCUCGCACUGCGAGUGCUCGGAGGAGGAGUACAACCCCUCGCAGCAGGACAACUGCAGCCCCAAGCCAGGCCAGCCCCUCUGCAGCCAGCGUGGCGAGUGCAUCUGCGGGCAGUGCGUGUGUCACAGCAGUGAUUUUGGGAAGGUGACAGGCAAAUACUGCGAAUGCGAUGACUUCUCCUGUGUCCGCUUCAAGGGCCAAAUGUGCUCAGGCCACGGGCAGUGCAGCUGCGGGGACUGUCUGUGCGACUCAGACUGGACCGGUGACUAUUGCAACUGCACCACCCGCACCGACACAUGCAUGUCCAGCAACGGACUGGUGUGCAGCGGCCACGGCUCCUGCAUCUGCGGCAAGUGUGACUGUACGCAGCCCGGCUCCUACGGCGACACCUGUGAGAAGUGUCCCACGUGCCCGGACGCCUGCACCAUCAAAAAGGAGUGCGUGGAGUGCAAAAAGUUUGAGCGAGGAAUGCUGGUGGAGCAGCAGACCUGCAGCCGCAUGUGCCGCGAUGAGAUCGAGACGGUGCAGGAACUGGGUGACAGGGGCAAGGAUGCCGUGAACUGUACCUACAAGGACGAGGACGACUGCGUCGUGCGGUUCCAGUACUAUGAGGACUCCAGUGGCAAGUCCAUCCUCUAUGUUAUUGAGGACCGAGACUGCCCAAAGGGGCCAGACAUCCUGGUGGUCCUGCUGUCAGUGACAGGUGCCAUCCUGCUCAUCGGCCUUGCUGCCCUGCUCAUCUGGAAGCUCCUCAUCACCAUCCACGACCGCCGGGAGUUUGCCCGCUUCGAGGAGGAGAAGGCCAAGGCCAAGUGGGACACGGGCCACAACCCUUUAUAUAAAGAGGCUACGUCUACCUUCACCAACAUUACAUACCGUGGGAACAUGUAAGGAUGCCACAUCCAGUGCUGGCUGUGGGAUCAGCCGAGGAUCUGUGGGAUCUUCUGGAGUCCGGUUUACAGAAGAGCUUGUGUGUAUCUGUGUGUGAGUGUGUGUGUGUAAUUUAACAAUCCCUCGACUGCCUCCAAAGCCCUGUUGUCCAUCACCCCACUGUAACUGCAGGGAUGUGCUUUCCACAGCAAACCUCUCAUCCUUACCUCGGUGGGUCGCCUUGCAGGAGCCGGUGGCCCCUCCAUACACUGAACAUGGAGAAAUGGGACUUUCUGUGCCUGGCGCGUCUGUGAAAUGUUAGGUGUUCAUCUGGCUGAGCAGAUUAUCGGAGCAGCUGCUUGAAGCGAAGGCUGAGCUGUGCUCUCCUCCAUGGCCUGUGCUGGAGAAGCUCUGCCCACUUCGAGUCCCCUCGUGCACUGGACAGAUGUAGUCCCCCUGAGUAUGGGAGCAGUCUCCUUGGGGGACAGGGCAGCUGCGCUUGCUGGCAGCAGGCAGGAGCUGUCAUGUAGCUUUGUAGGUUGAGGACAGCCCCCUGCUGCUUGCAGCCACACAUUUCUGGUGCUGCUGUGGUCUGGGAUGGUGAAAAGCAAAUCCCCUGGUAUUGCAGUGCCCUUCUUCAUUCCCUCCAUGUGCACACAGUUUGCACCUUCAGCCAACUCUAUGUAGCAGCAGCUGCACUGGGCUCAGCUGCAGCUGGGCUCAGCCCCAGGGAUGGUGCUGAGCUCCCCUUGUUCCCGUGCCACAAAGCACAUGGCUGUGAAGGCAGCAGCCUGGGGAGGGCUGUGAUGCCCAUUAGCCUUGAGCCUGUCCACCCCUCUCCCUUUUCUUUGUUUUUUGGGCUGAAUAACUGUACCACACUUGGUUUUCUGCGUAGCUCAGAAUUCCAGAAGAGCAGGCAUGGUUCAGGCCAUGUCCUGCUGCCUGGGGCUAUGUAUUACCCGUGGUUUGCCCUGUGGGGAAAAACCAAAGAAAUGUCUGAGUAGCAGAGUUUGGCUGUAACAGCUCUGCUGCCUGAUCCAUUCCCCAGCCAGAGCAUGGUGGUUCUGGUCCCCCAGAUUGCACCAAAAAGCAACACUGACCUUGUGCCUUGUGUGGGGCUGGCCCUGAGUGCCCCAGCAGCAUGUUGGCUCAGCUGGUGGUGGCGUUGCGUCUCUGUUCCCUGGCUGGCCUGUCCCCAGCAGCAUGGGGGCAGGGGCUGGCUGCAGAGUGGGAGCUGGGGCUUAGCCCUGGAGAGGGGAGGGUUGGAUGAGCAGCAGCAGAGCUGUAGCAAUUCACAUCACAAAAAUAAAUACAAAAAAACCCCUCAAA
This is a messenger RNA of Grus americana (Whooping crane), 3900 nucleotides long. It is a transcript of the gene ITGB3, whose product is annotated as integrin subunit beta 3. Gene Ontology annotation, molecular function: fibrinogen binding; integrin binding; fibronectin binding. Lineage: Eukaryota; Metazoa; Chordata; Aves; Gruiformes; Gruidae. The transcript has 15 exons. The coding region runs from base 169 to 2592 and encodes 807 amino acids. Gene Ontology annotation, biological process: cell adhesion mediated by integrin; integrin-mediated signaling pathway; cell migration. Gene Ontology annotation, cellular component: focal adhesion; cell surface; integrin complex. The record is from RefSeq and is a predicted model, not a curated record.